Molecule: messenger RNA, 6999 nt
Organism: Boleophthalmus pectinirostris (great blue-spotted mudskipper)
Lineage: Eukaryota; Metazoa; Chordata; Actinopteri; Gobiiformes; Gobiidae
Gene: gsap
Product: gamma-secretase activating protein
Exons: 33
Coding region: 279-2975 (898 amino acids)
Biological process (GO): positive regulation of amyloid-beta formation
Cellular component (GO): trans-Golgi network
Source: RefSeq, a predicted model, not a curated record
GCUCGAGUGAUGUGUUUUUCGGCCAAUGCGUCCGCGUACUGCCCCUGCGAGGGCGGGGCGAACCAAGAACUGUGAGACAUUUCCGUGUGUAAAUAAAUUGAAGUUUUGGGGAGGUGUUUUUGUAGAGAAACAAGUGUGUUACUAGGCAGGAUAUAUAUGUACCACUCUCGGAUCACAUGAUUUUCAGAAGACAAAUGCAAGGCGGCACUUCUCAUGGAGGAAGUACCAACUAAAGCCAUGUCAAGUUGUGAGGACUUUUAAAUGUACUUUUCUUUGCGAUGUGUAUGCGGGAAAAAGGAGCUAAACUGGAGUAUACACGUAUGCUGAAGUUAAAGCGAACUUUCGACCUGCACAGAGAUGUGGUGUGUGAUCUGCGCAAGAAAGAAGCGUCAGUCUGCAGAGUCAAAGAAUACUCUGGAGAGGUAGACGCGCGUAUUCUAAACAUUGAGUGUGAUGGGGGCAUCCUUUACUCCUGGAAGGGAGCCACAGGAACCACCAGAGUUGGGAAAUAUGAUCCCAAAACAAAACAAAACAAGCUCUUGUAUACCUUUGACAAGCAGGUGUGUGUAAGCAGCUGUUCCCUGAAUAAGGAGGAGACACUGUUAGCUGUGAGUCUGGCACAAAAUACAGCAGAAGUUGGCGGGAUCAAACCAGUGGUCAAAUGCCUCACCCUGCUCAUAGAAAUCCACCCCAUCAACAACACAAAGGUCCUGAAGGCAGUGGACUGUAGGGUCAAAGUUCAGUUCCUCCAUCAAGAAGAGGCUGACAGGAGAUCAGUGCUGGAGAGCCACCUGCUGCUGCUCACUGAAGAUGGCUAUGUAGACCUGUACCACAUUUUGCUGACCAGGCAGGAGGGCUACAGAGUGGUGAUGGUGAGUCCCGAGAGACUGACCAGAACCGCAGAGAGGAUUGUAGAGGACCUCUGCUGGGUCCAGUGGGAUGGGCACACACAGAGACUGUACUAUGUGACUCAUAAGGGCAAGUUCCUGCUGCGAUGUGUGCAGUUCUAUCCAAAUCACUACUGUGAAACUGUGCUGGAGCUCCCAUUGGAAAUGCCGGCUAAUUCAUUCCCAGCAGUCAAGUUUGUGAAUCUGGGUUUCGACCAUUAUCACACAGCGAAACCAGAGCAGGAGCUUGUUAAAAUGGAAGUGUUCACAGACAGAAUAGGAAGCAUGUGCAUCUGCUACAAUCACCCUUUGAACAAAAACAGCAAAGAAGUGGUCUACACUCUGUCUCUUGUCCACAAAGGCUGCAGUAAAACGUUUCAUGUGUCUCUGGGCAGCGUGGAGUUACCGGAGAGAAGUGCUCAGCUUCAUCCUCUCUUCAUCCCCAUAGGUUACUACAUUAUGGUGUACGUGAAGGGCUAUUUCCUACACCUCAUAAACACAAGGCAGCAGGAGAUGCUCUGCCACUCUCUGUUUCUCUCUGGUCAUGACGUGGACUUGGGUCUGCAGUGGGGAACGGUCGACGUCAUGGUGGUGCAUUCGGAGGAAAAGGCCAGUGUAUCUCUGCUGGAGCUGAGCAGUGGGAGGGUCCACUCUGCAGAGCUCAGUGCUGCUCACCUGCUGCAGAUACUCAGAGCUGACAAGGCUUUUAAGUGUCCCGACUGUGAGCCUGACCCUGCGCGCCUGGCUGCCCUUCACUGCCUGCUGGUUUACAUGGGAAACGACCCAAAUCUGGAACUCAAGAUUAUUGAAUGGCUGUGCGACGGCGUGAGCACCUUCCAGUCUUUUGAUCACAUCCAGGAGUUCAUUCUAGCCUCUUUGUACAGAAUCUGUUAUGAAAAAUCUCUGAACCUGGACAAACUCCUGCCCUACUCCUCUGUGUCUGACAAGAAGGACAUACCAAAGAGUUUGCUGGAGAUCCCUGGAGUAAAAUGCACCACGGAGCUGCAUACAGAGACUAUCUUCAAUAUCAAGCAGUCACACUCACACAGCGGCGGAAGGAGUCGGGCCAGCAUCCUCUCAGGUUUUUGGUCCGAGCUGCAGUGGAACACGGAGAGGACAAAAUACCUGGAGGCCGUCCCCAACCCCAGAUACAGGACCUCACAUGUCCGGGCCGAGUGGGACAGGCUGCUGAAGUCAGAGCGGAGACCUUCAAGCCACACCAAUCACAUCGAGGAGAAUACCAAGAAAGUGCUAUCAAUGGUGGACACAUGGAGUCUUGAUAAGAAGGUGGUGCCACUUUUCCAAGAAGAGGAUGCUCAACAGAGGGCGCUAAUCGGCCUGACGGUUGACAAGCUGCGAGAUCAUCUCAACAGGCACCUCCCUCGUUUGGGGAAGAAGAAAAUUGACUCACUGGUAGUCAGCUAUGUGGCCAAACUGCUGGAGCUCAUAAGACACAUGCUGGAGACCGUCUGGCUCAAAUACAAGAUGGGCCCACGUGCUUUGUGUCUUUCCCAGCGGGGCAGUGAGGCAGACUGGUCCGUGUUUCAUUUCAUGUUUCGAAUCCUUGAAGCUGCAGUUGGCCUGUGCCUGCCUCUGCCUCCUGGCUUCCAUACCCUGUUAGCGGUGUUGGCUGUGCGGUGCCUGCCUCACCACAGUUUCCUCCAGUACAUUGACCACAAACUGCUACAGCUCACAGAGACAUUCGUGGCUCGGCUAAUGACGGAUUUGGACAACAGUGACGCCAAUGAGAAACUGAAAUUCAGCAUCCUCAAGAGACUACCUCAGCCCAUGAAGCAGACCAUCGUUCACACGUGGGAUCACCCCAUCACCUCGGCCUCAAUAUCCAGAGACUAUGUUCACACUCUGCUGGAGAAACACAACAAAACAAAGGGAUUUGCACUGAGCGGCAGAGAGAGGCCUGGCUUCAGACCCGAGUUCCUCCCUCUCACCUACCUGGCAAAGAUGCUCUCUGAUAUCGAGGAACAAGGCACAAACCCAUUUGAGGAACAAGAAAAUGUGGACACCAGAUUUGUGGAAGAGACCGCACUAAAACAGACAUUCAUUCUUCUCGGUUUUGAGGAAAACUGAGUAACAAAUAUGGCAUCGGGGACGAGUCUGCGGCCGUGGAGCAGAUGGAGAGAUGGAUGGACAGAAACAGCUCAAGGGGAAAAUGUGUUUGAACGCGACGCCAUCGACUUUGGGCCUGGAGGACAAGUAACGGCUGGAAGAAUGACGGAAACCCAGGACCGAAAAGAUGAAUGCAGAGCGUCUAAAGGCACAGGGCCCAUAAACAAGCUGUGACGAUUAGAUGACAAAUUAAGGCGGGCUGCUUGGAUAAAUGGGACGUGAGGGGAGAAUAGAAGUGGCAGGAAGAUAUAUUUGGCCCAGACUGAAGAAAAUACAUCUAAUUUUUGCAAUGGAUGCUGCUGCACAAUGACCACAGUGCAAGGGGAGAUGACAAUUGUGGGGUGAUUGUUUGUAAAAUAUGGUAUAUCAGUUAAAUUGCGCUUGAACUAUCAUCUUUGUUACCAUGGAGACACAAUGCACACAUUAGCGAACACCGGCAAGUACGAUUUACGAUUGAAAACUCAAUGAUAAAUACACAAUGGAUUUAAACAACACGUUUUCAGGGGCCUGUGAUCAGUAUGAGCAUUCACGGCCCUGUUUCUCUCCUGUUGUAGUUCCAGCUAAAUCUGUUUUUAUGGUGAUUUUUUCAUUCAGUUCAACUUCAUGUACGUUUUUGGUAAGUUAACAACAUUAUAACAUGGCUUAAAGCUCACAAGAAUACAUUUUGUGUUAUACAGGACGUUUAAUGAAGUAAGAGUUUCAGUAAAUCAAAUAAAUAACUGUAUGAAGAAAUCAAAAAACACAAUGUCCCCUACUUAAAGCCUCUCUUCACAUACACUUUUAAACUCAUAAACUGCAGUUUUAUGAAAUAUAUACUCCUCUACAAUAUCUUGUUUGCCUCUAAUGACUAGAUCUCUGUUUAAUUUUUACUAUGCCCUACAAGUAAUAGCGGGACCACCUGGCAGUAUCAUCACAGUGCAUAUGCCCAUUUACUUUAUUAUUACUGGGCCAAUCAACAGAGGGCUGUUUAUGGCUUUGUCUCUUCAUUAGAACCUCAUCAUAAAGUAGCAGCCAGUGAGAUGAUGUGGAAUGAUAUCUUAGCAUCUUAUUUUUACCAUUGCCAGAGCGCCCUGAUAAAACUAGGAGUCUACAAAAUGCAGGACACUGUAAUACACUUUUUUAUAUUACACAAAAUUGACUCCUGUCAGUUUUAAGUCAUGUUCAAAUGUUGUUACGUCCUCAAAAACGUACCUGGAGUUGUGUUUUGUUUCAUUCACACGUGUUUAGGCUGCCUACAAAUCGAAAGCUCAGAAUGCUCUGUUGCACCUUGUGAUGUCAUGCAGUGGUAGUUUUCAAGUUAAAAGCUACUUUUUACUAGCCAGGCUGGCACCAGGAAUGGAAUCGGAAUACACUAGACAGUUUGCAAAAACCCUGGAAGUGUUCGGAUACCAGCCAAUCAGCGAAGAGCCAUACGUUCUGUGUUGGCAACGAUUCCCGAGAUCGAGGAUUUAAAGCCAGAACAAAGAGAAUGUUUGGUGAAUUUUAUCAAGGGGAAAGAUGUUAUUGCCCUUCCUCCUACGGGAUUUGGAAAAAGCUUAAUAUACCAGUUAGCCCCGUUAGCAGCACAUUACAUACAUCACGACCAAAUAGCAAUGAUUGGAAAAAAAAGUACCUGCCUGUCGUCGAGUGAACAAAUUCUAAUGUUGCAAGGUCAGAUGGUUUCUAUGAAAUGAAAUCGGCUGAUGAAUCAGGCUAACUUUUUACUUUUGUUUUGUAGAAAAGGGCAAUUCCAAGGCUUAUCCAAAUGAUGAUAGUGGAGGUGUGUGGAUUUUAACUUCCUGUAUUACCAUUUGACAUCACAAGGUGGAACAGAGUGUUUUCUGUUUGGGAGAAGAACUCAGCCUCAAUAUGCAGGAUUUAUGUGCGAAUGAAACAAAACAAAACUCUGGAUAUGUUGAUGAGAAACAACAUUAUAACAUAGAUUAGAAAAUAGCAUAAUAUGGGCCCUUUAACAAUUAAGAAUAAGAAAAUAUAUCAUAUAGGGAUUACGAAUCAAGCAUUACUCAGGUAAACAAUUGUGGCUGUUGGUAUUUUUAAUCCAAGUGUGCAAAGUGAUUUUUAGGGAUCAUGAUUAUAUCUAUUGCGCUAAACAUUUCCAUAAAAUAAAGCGAACAAAAAUAAACUAUGAAAUUGUUCCGAAUCAUGUGGAAAGUCAACAAAAGUGAAUUUUAAAACAGAGAUUCACAGUAACAUUAUAAAUAUUUAAUUAUGUUUACUGUAUCAACAAAAGCCAUCUAAACUAAUACGUUCCAAAAGUCUUUUACUCUAAACCUCUUAUGCACCGUUCAAAUACUCCACAACGUCCCGCAGCUUCUCCAGUAAUUUAUAGACACCGAUGUCAAAAACGGCAGAGCAUUAUUAUAAAUCAAAUGCACUUGUUUGUCCCUCUGUGCUUCCUGUAACUCUGCACCCCAUCACUUUGAUUACAUGCUGACAAGAGCUUUGAACACACUGAACCCGAUACAGACACUCAGCAGCGGCAGCCAUUUUAAAAUACUCGCAUUCACUGGAUUUACAAAGAGGUGAGAUAUUAUAUUAUACAGUGACGUUGAGCUGAGAGUGGCUUUUGUGACAGCUAAUACACCAAAAAUACAACUCAUCUGUUACAGAGACUCCUGUGAGAUUCUGCUGAAAAAGGGUUUUGUUUGUAUAACCUGGUCACCUAGUAUUUUAGUCAGUGGACCUCUUUCUGUGGGACUUUAGUGAUCAUGCAGUAAUUAUCAAUGAGAGAAUUACAUCUUAAAGCAGAACUAUUAUACAAAAUAAACCUUUUAGAUGUUAGUUGAUAGUUGUUUCGCCUCACCAUUUACCCACCCAAAGUUGUAUUUGGAGUGAUUGUUUGAGCAGUCUUUAACCGCUUAAAUCGCCAUUUUGUCAUCACCACCAGCACAGGCCCAUUGCUCUGUACAGUCGUCCCUCACUAUAUCACGGUUCCCCUUUUGCGGUCUCGCUGUUUCACAAAUUUUUUUGUGUGCAAUUUUCUUGAACGCGCAUGGUGUUCCUCCCCUUGUGUCCUGAUUGGCUAAGGAACUGUAGACCAUUGUCAAUCAAACUCCUCCGUGUCGUGUCUCUUGUACAGUACAGAAUGCCUUCAGCUUGACAAAUUGACAUAAAUGUUUGACCUGUAGCAGUGUGAUUCUGAAGAGCUGUAUGUUUGUGAGUUUUCACCUCGACGAAACGUUUUGACCCGACAAACGCUCCUGCGGUCGCACCCAAAAGGCAGAGGCAGAUGUAACCAUCGCACAAAAAGCUGGACCUUUGAACAUGCUGAAGGAAGGUAGAAGUUAUGUGGCUGUAGGGCGCCAUUUCAUAAAUUAAUCUUCAGUUCGUUACAUAAAGAAGGAGGAAAAUAACAUAAGGACGACAGCAGCGAUACUGUCCUGUCUGAAAAAAGUGUUUAAAGUGUGGGGUGAGGGGUUUUACAGCCUUAAAACAUAUAUAAUGAUAAAGCUGACUAUUUUGCGUAUUUCGCCUAUUGCGGGUUAUUUUUAGAGCGUUACCCCCCGUGAUAAACGAGGGACCACUGUACUUCAUUCUCCAAGUGUAGGAUUCGACAGUGUAGUCAUUGUGGUUCAGAUGGAAAAUCUCGCCCUAGUUAUGUUUAGGGUAACAUCAGCUCCCUUUGUGCACAGCAGGUUUCUAGAGCGGAAGUCAGCGCACUUGUUUCAGAAUAAUAUUACAAUUUAAAAUGUCCAAGUUUUAACAUAAUGAUCCAUGGAUGUCAUAGAUUAUAACUAUACAGCAGACACAAGCACAGUAGGUCUUCUUUAAAUGUCCCUUUUGUCAAUGUUUAUGACAAUUACAAUGUAGAUAUAAAAUAAUUUGUUAAUGUAAUACAAUAAUAUCCAGUCACAAAUUCUCAGCAAAUACUCCUUUAUGAUAUAGAGUUGUAAUUGACUUUUAACUUGAAUUUAUUUUUUUAAUAACAUUGUGGUUAUUAUAAUGCAUAUAAUCCAACUAUUAAUUAUAAUAUCUCCUCAUUUAG